AUGCGUUUCUACUGCCAGUGUCUCAAUGUUAGUAUUGAUGUAUUAGAAAUAAAUGAUGAUCAUCAGACGAUAACACAAUAUGUACCCGUUGAGUUAGUACAAGUUGUUAAUAUGCAACAAGAAUGGUUUCUAUGUGAUGUACCAUCCAAUCAAACGGUGUGUAUUACAUGGCAAAGUCUUCUUCAAUCAAUACCUGUGCGUGACAUGAAAUUGAACCGGUGCUUAGGAUGUCAUUUAUAUACCCACGUUACGAAUAUUGCUACAUGCCGGAUUUUGAUUAAUAAAGCUCUUUUGGAUGAGACAACCGCUAAAAAUAUAUAUCAUGAUCCAAGCUUUCCAAAAAUAGCCAGAAUCUUGUUGCCGAACACGGUGAACAGCAUAAAUAUACCACGUUUAUCGAAUUCACAAGAUGACAAUAUUCAACACGAUACGGAAGCAGCUCAACAAGCAUGUCGUCAAUCAAUAGCAGAUCUAGAACGCGAAACCGAAGAAAAGAUUCGGAUCUACCAACGAGAACAAGACGAAUUAUUAGAAAAAAAGACAGAAGCAUUAAACUCGGAACUAGAAAGAUUUCUAAGUUUAAUGCGGUCGGUAUCUCGACAUGCAACAAAUACAAAAGGUUCGCCAACAUUACAAUCAUCAAGUUCAUAUAUUAAUGAAAAUAGUACGGAAUCUGGAUUUGGCUCAGAUGUUUUUGAUGUAAAUUCAACAGAAUUUGGCCGACAUUCAUCAGCUAUUGAUCGUCCAUUAUCUGAACGAAAUACGAAUGUAGAUGAUGAAAUAAACGAUGACCCGAUGCUUGAUAAUCCAGGUUGGUUUGCCGACAGUAAUAGUGCAUCAAAUUUUGCAACGUCAUUACCACAAAAUAUUUCUUUGCCAGUUACAUCUUCAUUUUUCAUACCUCAUCAAGAGGACAAUGAUAGUGAUGAUAUUGAACGUAUUGGUAAAUCCUUUCGCGAUUUAAGCCGAUCAAUGUGUACAGAUGGUACCGAACUAUUUGGUGAACUUCCAUCGCCUAGACUUAAUGCUCGGCCAACGUGA
Molecule: messenger RNA, 1041 nt
Organism: Rotaria socialis
Lineage: Eukaryota; Metazoa; Rotifera; Eurotatoria; Philodinida; Philodinidae
Source: the annotation of a GenBank genome assembly